UGCUCUUUCCUGGGCAUGGACAACAUGGGGAGUGGGGAAGGCCAGGGCCAAAUCCUGCAGCGCUUCCCAGAGAAGGACUGGGAGGACAACCCGUUCCCCCAGGGCAUUGAGCUGUUCUGCCAGCCCAGCGGGUGGCAGCUGUGUCCUGAGAGGAGCCCCCCGACCUUCUUUGUUGCUGUCCUCACCGACAUCAACUCUGAGCGGCACUACUGUGCCUGCCUGACCUUCUGGGAGCCAGCGGAGCCCACACAGGAAGGUGCGUGCACCGAGGGUGCACCAAGGGAAGAGGACGCAGACGAGGGAGGCCCAGUGCAACUGUCACCUGCCACAGCCGGCCCACCUGGCCAGCUGUUUGCUCCAAAGACGCUGGUGCUCGUGUCUCGGCUGGACCAUGCGGAGGUGUUCAGGAACAGCCUGGGGCUCAUCUACACCAUCCACGUGGAGGGCCUGAAUGUGGGCUUGGAGAACGUGGUCGGCAACCUGCUCACCUGCAUCAUCCCCCUGGCUGGGGGCUCGCAGCUGGACUCUGUUGAGGACGGAGUGAGAACCAUCUCUUUGGGGGCUGGUGACCGGCAGGUCAUCCAGACCCCAUUGACUGACUCCCUGCCCAUCAGCCGCUGCAGCGUGGCCCUGCUCUUCCGCCAACUGGGCAUCGCCAACGUGCUGUCUUUGUUCUGCGCUGCACUCACAGAGCACAAGGUGCUCUUCCUGUCCCGGAGCUACCAGCGGCUCUCCGACGCCUGCCGGGGACUCCUGGCACUGCUGUUCCCCCUCAGAUACAGCUUCACCUACGUGCCCAUCCUGCCGGCGCAGCUCCUGGAGGUGCUCAGCACACCCACACCCUUCAUCAUCGGGGUCAACGCCGCCUUCCAGGCAGAGACCCAGGAGCUGCUUGAUGUGAUUGUCGCUGACCUUGAUGGAGGGACAGUGACGGUCCCCGAGUGUGUACACAUUCCAGCCCUGCCGGAGCCGCUGCACAGUCAAACACACAGUGUCCUCAGCAUGGUCCUGGACCCGGAGCUGGAGUUGGCUGACCUCGCCUUCCCACCACCCACGGCAUCCGCAUCCUCCCUGAAGAUGCAGGACAAGGAACUGCGUGCUGUUUUCCUGCGGCUCUUUGCUCAGCUCCUACAGGGCUACCGCUGGUGUCUGCACAUGGUCCGCAUCCACCCAGAGCCGGUCAUCCGCUUUCACAAGGCAGCCUUCCUGGGCCAGCGAGGGCUGGUGGAGGAUGAUUUCCUGAUGAAGGUGCUGGAAGGCAUGGCCUUUGCAGGCUUCGUGUCAGAGCGUGGGGUCCCCUACCGCCCUACGGACCUGUUUGAUGAGCUGGUGGCCCACGAGGUGGCACGGAUGCGGGCGGAUGAGAACCACCCCCAGCGUGUCCUGCGUCAUGUCAAGGAGCUGGCGGAGCAGCUCUAUAAGAAUGAGAACCCAUACCCUGCUGUCACCAUGCACAAGGUGCAGAGGCCAGGGGAGGCCAGCCACCUGCGGCGGGCACCCCGGCCAUUCCCCAGGCUGGAUGAGGGCACAGUGCAGUGGAUCGUGGACCAGGCCACAGCCAAGAUGCAGGGUGCACCCCCGGCUGUGAAGGCUGAGAGGAGGACCACUGUGCCCUCGGGGCCCCCCAUGACUGCCAUCCUGGAGCGCAGCAGCGGGCUCCAUGGCAACAGUGCUCGACGACUGGAGGUGGUUCGGAACUGUAUCUCCUACGUGUUCGAGGGGAAGAUGCUCGAGGCCAAGAAGCUGCUCCCUGCAGUGCUGAGGGCCCUGAAGGGGCGCGCGGCCCGCCGCUGCCUCGCCCAGGAGCUACACCUUCACGUGCAGCAGAACCGGGCCGUGCUGGACCACCAGCAGUUUGACUUCGUCGUGCGCAUGAUGAACUGCUGUCUGCAGGACUGCACCUCCCUGGACGAGCAUGGCGUUGCAGCCGCUCUGCUGCCCCUGGUCACUGCCUUCUGCCGGAAGCUGAGCCCGGGGGUGACGCAGUUUGCGUACAGCUGUGUACAGGAGCACGUGGUGUGGAGCACCCCCCAGUUCUGGGAGGCCAUGUUCUACGGAGACGUGCAGACCCACAUCCGGGCCCUCUACUUGGAGCCUGCCGAGGACCGAGACCCCACCCAGCAGGUAGGGGAAGCACCUGCAGAGGACGAGCGCUCUGCCCUGGACGUGGCGUCGGAGCAGCGGCGCCUGUGGCCCACACUGAGCCGCGAGAAGCAGCAGGAGCUGGUGCAGAAGGAGGAGAGCACGGUGUUCAGCCAGGCCAUCCACUACGCCAACCGCAUGAGCUACCUGCUGCUGCCCCUGGACACUAGCAAGAGCCGUCUGCUGCGUGAGCGCGCAGGGUUGGGCGAUCCCGAGAGCGCCAGCAACAGCCUGCUCACCAGCAGCAUGGCGGGCAGUGUGGCAGAGAGCUAUGACACGGAAAGCGGCUUUGAGGACGCAGAGACUUGUGACGUGGCCGGUGCCGUGGUCCGCUUCAUCAACCGCUUCGUGGACAAGGUCUGCACAGAGAGUGGGGUCACCAGCGACCACCUCAAGGGGCUGCAUGUCAUGGUGCCAGACAUCGUCCAGAUGCACAUCGAGACCCUGGAGGCCGUACACCGGGAGAGCAAGAGGCUGCCCCCCAUCCAGAAGCCCAAACUUCUGCGGCCACGCCUGCUGCCUGGCGAGGAGUGUGUGCUGGAUGGCCUGCGUGUCUACCUGCUCCCUGAUGGGCGUGAAGAAGGCGCCGGGGGCGGCGCGGGAGGCCCUGCACUGCUCCCAGCCGAGGGCGCUGUCUUCCUCACCACCUACCGGGUCAUCUUCACGGGGAUGCCCACCGACCCCCUGGUGGGCGAACAGGUGGUGGUCCGCUCCUUCCCGGUGGCCGCGCUGACCAAGGAGAAGCGCAUCAGUGUCCAGACCCCUGUGGACCCGCUCCUGCAGGACGGGUUGCAGCUGCGCUCCUGCACAUUCCAGCUGCUGAAAAUGGCCUUUGACGAGGAGGUGGGGUCCGACAGCGCUGAGCUCUUUCGCAAGCAGCUGCACAAACUGCGGUACCCGCCGGACAUCAGGGGCACCUUCGCGUUCACCCUGGGCUCUGCCCACACCCCUGGCCGGCCACCCCGAGCCACCAAGGACAAGGGUCCCUCCCUCAGGACCCUGUCCCGGAACCUCGUGAAGAACGCCAAGAAGACCAUCGGGCGGCAGUAUGUCACUAGGAAGAAGUACCACCCCCCGAGCUGGGAGCACCGGGGCCAGCCACCACCAGAGGGCGAGGAGGACGCCAUCUCAGUGUCGGAGGAGCUGGAGCCCAGCACCCUGACCCCGUCCUCGGCCCUGAAGCCCUCGGACCGCAUGACCAUGAGCAGCCUGGUGGAGCGGGCGUGCUGCCGGGACUACCAGCGCCUGGGUCUGGGCACGCUGAGCAGCAGCCUGAGUCGCGCCAAGUCCGAGCCCUUCCGCAUCUCCCCGGUCAACCGCAUGUACGCCAUCUGCCGCAGCUACCCGGGGCUGCUGAUUGUCCCCCAGAGUGUCCAGGACAACGCCCUGCAGCGCGUGUCCCGCUGCUACCGCCAGAACCGCUUCCCCGUGGUCUGCUGGCGCAGCGGGCGCUCCAAGGCCGUGCUGCUGCGCUCCGGGGGCCUGCACAGCAAGGGUGUCGUUGGCCUCUUCAAGGCCCAGAACGCGCCUUCCCCAGGCCAGUCCCAGGCGGACUCCAGCAGCCUGGAGCAGGAGAAGUACCUACAGGCGGUGGUCAGCUCCAUGCCCCGCUAUGCUGAUGCGUCGGGGCGCAACACCCUCAGCGGCUUCUCCUCCGCCCAUAUGGGCAGCCACGUGCCCAGCCCCAGAGCCAGGGUUACCACGCUGUCUAACCCCAUGGCGGCCUCGGCCUCCAGACGGACCGCACCCCGAGGUAAAUGGGGCAGUGUCCGAGUCAGUGGGCGCAGUGGUGUGCUCGGUGGCGAUGUGGGCUCCCGGCUAGCAGGCAGAGACAUGCUGGCUCCCCCCCAGGCCAAUGGGGCCCCCCCUGACCCUGGCUUUCUGCGGCCUCAGCGUGCAGCUCUCUACAUCAUCGGGGACAAAGCCCAGCUCAAGGGUGUGCGGCCAGACCCGCUCCAGCAGUGGGAGCUGGUGCCCAUUGAGGUGUUUGAGGUGCGGCAGGUGAAGACCAGCUUCAAGAAGCUGCUGAAGGCGUGUGUCCCUGGCUGUCCUGCCACUGACCCUGGCCCAGCCUCCUUCCUGCGCUCGCUCGAGGACUCAGAGUGGCUGACCCAGAUCCACAAGCUGCUGCAGGUGUCGGUGCUGGUGGUGGAGCUCCUGGACUCGGGCUCCUCUGUCCUGGUGAGCCUGGAGGACGGCUGGGACAUCACCACCCAGGUGGUGUCGCUGGUGCAGCUGCUCUCAGACCCCUUCUACCGUACGCUGGAGGGCUUCCGCCUGCUGGUGGAGAAGGAGUGGCUGUCCUUCGGCCAUCGCUUCAGCUACCGUGGGGCUCACACCCUGGCCGGGCAGAGCAGCGGCUUCACACCUGUCUUCCUGCAGUUCCUGGACUGUGUGCACCAGGUCCACUUGCAGUUCCCCAUGGAGUUUGAGUUCAGCCCCUUCUACCUCAAGUUUCUUGGCUACCACCAUGUGUCCCGACGCUUCCGGACCUUCCUGCUGGACUCGGACUAUGAGCGCAUUGAGCUGGGGCUGCUGUACGAGGAGAAGGGCGAGCGCCGGGGCCAGCAGGCCUGCAGGUCCGUGUGGGAGUACGUGGACCGGCUCAGCAAGCGGACGCCGGUGUUCCACAACUACAUGUAUGCGCCCGAGGACACGGAGGUCCUGCGGCCCUACAGCAACGUGUCCAACCUGAAGGUGUGGGACUUCUACACGGAGGAGACGCUGGCCGAGGGACCCCUGUACGACUGGGAGCUGGCCCAGGGGCCUCCCGAGCCCCCGGAGGAGGAGCGGCUGGACGGGGGUGCCCCCCAGAGCAGGCGCCGUGUGGUGUGGCCCUGCUACGACAGCCGCCCGAGGGCCCAGCCCGACGCCAUCUCCCGCCUGCUGGAGGUGCGUGCAGCCGCCUCCCCACCGCUGGCGGAGCCCCUUUUGUGGGCUGCUGAGCACCCUAGAGCUUGUUUCCUUGUGGGGAAAGUGGAGAUGCUGAUUCCCGCCCGCGGGUGGGUGGUGAGGUGUAAACAGUUGUGGUAGCUCCGCAGCCCGCGCGGGGCCUGGCCGGCACGUGCGGGUCACCCCGGGGGCUGGGGAGCGCCGGGCUGUGGGUCUGUGGUGGAAGGUGUCCCCUAAGCCCAGGGAGCCGCAGAGAGAGUGCCUUUGUCGCUGGGAUCGUGCGUAGUCUUGGAGUCAUUUCCUUAGGACCUGCCCCCGCGUGGCCUGUCACUGUCUAUGCUUUGACUUCAGCUGGUCUGCGUCUACAUUUAAGAGGAGUUUCUUGUACUCAGCAUGUGGUUGGGUCUGCAUUUCAUCUAUUUUGACACUUUCUUUUAUUGGAAUUUUUAGUCCAUUUAUACUUAAUUAUUGAUGUGUUUGGGUAGAAGUCUAGCUUCUUGCUGUUUUCUAUUUUUUGCUCGCUCUUUUCUGGGGUUUUUUCCCCUAAUAACUGAGUGUCUUUAAGGAAUUCCAUGUUAUCUACUUUCCGAGGCCUUUGAACUAUACCUCUGUGGUAUUUGUACUGGUUGUCAGGGACUACAGUCAACCUUUGCAUCUGUGCUUUGAGUUACUUACGGUCAACCGCAGUCUGAAAAUCUUACAUGAAAAAUUUCAGAAAUAAAUGAUUCCUGACUUUUAAAUUGCG
This is a messenger RNA of Hipposideros armiger (great roundleaf bat), 5779 nucleotides long. It is a transcript of the gene SBF1, whose product is annotated as SET binding factor 1. Lineage: Eukaryota; Metazoa; Chordata; Mammalia; Chiroptera; Hipposideridae. The record is from RefSeq and is a predicted model, not a curated record. Bases 16 to 5175 code for a protein of 1719 amino acids. The transcript is spliced from 37 exons. Gene Ontology annotation, cellular component: membrane; cytoplasm. Gene Ontology annotation, molecular function: guanyl-nucleotide exchange factor activity.